Messenger RNA from Musa acuminata subsp. malaccensis (wild Malaysian banana), 2612 nucleotides. RefSeq names its product trifunctional UDP-glucose 4,6-dehydratase/UDP-4-keto-6-deoxy-D-glucose 3,5-epimerase/UDP-4-keto-L-rhamnose-reductase RHM1. Gene Ontology annotation, biological process: nucleotide-sugar metabolic process. The record is from RefSeq and is a predicted model, not a curated record. Lineage: Eukaryota; Viridiplantae; Streptophyta; Magnoliopsida; Zingiberales; Musaceae. Gene Ontology annotation, molecular function: dTDP-glucose 4,6-dehydratase activity.
GUCAUGUGAUCGUUGGAUCUCUCCUCCCUCCGUCACCUCCUCAAAUCUCUCCAUCAUCUCUUAACGCCUCGUUAAUUAGCUCCCUCAUCUUCCUGCUCACGCGAUAAAUCCUCCCCUUCUUGUCGGUCGCCGGUUCCCAUUCAUCACCUCCGCGUUGGUCAGGGUAUCACAGCCAUCCCGCAUUCUGGAUUCCCUUUCUUCCUCCCCAUCGCUCGUUCUCUUGUCGGAAGAAGGCUUCCCUCUUCCCCUCCUUCCGCUCCCGAUCACAAUUUAGUUUAUAGAUGGCGACGUACAAACCCAAAAACAUCCUCAUUACAGGGGCGGCAGGCUUCAUUGCGUCCCAUGUUGCCAACCGCCUCGUUUGGAACUACCCCGAGUACAAGAUCGUGGUUCUCGACAAGCUUGAUUACUGCUCCAACCUGAAGAACCUCAACCUGUCGCGCUCCUCUCCGAACUUCAAGUUUGUCAAGGGUGAUAUUGGGAGCGCCGACCUCGUCAACUACCUCCUCAUCACCGAGUCGAUUGAUACCAUCAUGCAUUUUGCAGCCCAGACCCAUGUUGAUAAUUCUUUUGGUAACUCCUUUGAGUUCACCAAGAACAACAUAUAUGGCACCCACGUCCUCCUGGAGGCCUGCAAGGUCACUGGUCAGAUUAAGAGGUUUAUCCAUGUUAGCACCGAUGAGGUCUACGGAGAGACUGAUGAGGACGCUGUGGUUGGCAACCACGAGGCAUCUCAACUUCUGCCAACCAACCCAUACUCGGCAACAAAGGCUGGGGCUGAGAUGCUUGUUAUGGCUUAUGGAAGGUCAUAUGGCUUGCCUGUGAUCACUACCCGAGGAAACAAUGUGUAUGGGCCAAAUCAAUUCCCUGAGAAGAUGAUCCCAAAAUUUAUUCUCUUGGCCAUGAGAGGGCAGCCACUUCCGAUUCACGGUGAUGGCUCAAAUGUGAGAAGCUAUUUGUACUCUGAAGAUGUUGCAGAGGCUUUUGAGGUCAUCCUCCACAGAGGAGAAGUUGGGCAUGUUUAUAAUAUCGGCACAAAGAGAGAAAGGAGAGUGAUUGAUGUGGCGAGGGACAUCUGUGCACUUUUUUCACUAGACCCAGUUAAGGUUAUUCAGUUUGUGGAGAAUCGACCUUUCAAUGACCAGAGGUACUUUUUGGAUGAUCAGAAGCUGAAGAACCUGGGAUGGUCGGAGCGGACUGCAUGGGAUGAUGGACUCAAGAAGACGAUGGAGUGGUAUAUGAGCCAUCCAGAUUGGUGGGGAGAUGUUUCAGGAGCACUUUUACCUCAUCCACGGAUGUUGAUGAUGCCUGGUAUUGAAAGGCAUACUGAUGGGUCUGAAGAAACCAAGUCCAUGUCUUCGCAGUCAACGACCACUAAUAGUCAGAACCGGAUGGUGGUUCCUGCUGCAAGAAGCAGCGUGGUACCUCCUAAGAAACCAUAUUUGAAGUUCUUGAUAUACGGUAGGACUGGAUGGAUAGGGGGCCUUCUUGGCAAGAUAUGCGAGAAGCAGGGGAUACCAUACGAGUAUGGAAGGGGUCGUUUGGAAGAGCGUUCCCAUCUCAUACUUGACAUUCAGAAUGUGAAGCCAACUCAUGUUUUCAAUGCUGCUGGUGUGACUGGUAGACCUAAUGUUGACUGGUGCGAAUCUCAUAAGCAGGAGACAAUUCGCACGAAUGUUGUGGGAACUCUGAAUUUGGCAGAUGUCUGUAGGGAUCAUGACCUGUUACUAAUGAAUUAUGCUACCGGUUGUAUUUUUGAGUAUGAUGCUAAACAUCCUGAAAGGUCGGGCAUUGGAUUCAAGGAGGAAGACAAGCCAAACUUUAUUGGAUCCUUCUAUUCAAAAACUAAAGCAAUGGUUGAAGAGCUUUUGAGGGAAUAUGAGAAUGUCUGUACCCUUAGAGUUCGAAUGCCAAUAUCUUCUGAUCUUAGCAAUCCACGUAACUUCAUUACCAAAAUCGCUCGUUAUGACAAAGUUGUGAACAUUCCAAAUAGCAUGACGGUUUUAGACGAACUUCUCCCCAUUUCAAUUGAGAUGGCAAAGAGAAAUUGCAGAGGAAUAUGGAACUUUACCAAUCCUGGUGUGGUAAGCCACAAUGAGAUCCUAGAGAUGUACAGGAGCUACAUUGAUCCCAGUUUUAAGUGGACCAAUUUUACAUUGGAAGAACAGGCUAAAGUCAUAGUUGCACCUCGAAGCAACAAUGAGAUGGAUGCUACAAAAUUAAAGAGAGAGUUUCCUGAGUUGUUGUCCAUCAAAGAUUCUCUCAUCAAGUUUGUUUUUGAGCCAAACAAGAAGGUCCUUUCUCACUGAUAGGCUUCCUCAAUGUCACAGUUUCCCUAGACUUUGGAACUAAGCAGUUGACCCUUAGUAUUUUAAUCAUUAAUGUCAUUCAAUACUUUGCAGUAUGACUAUCAUAAUACAAACUCUGCAUCAGGAAUACUUUUUUCUAGGCGGGAGGAAAAACCUGAUUAAUUUUAUUAGGUAGUCUGCCUUGUUCUUGUUUAGGUUCUUUACAAGAGGCUAUUAUUAUUUGUCUUCUAAAUUUGUACUGUCCACUCUAUGUGGCAUGUAGUAGCUUCAUUCUGUUAAUGCAUCCAUUUAUUGUUUACAUUC